Lynx canadensis (Canada lynx) is the source of this 1499-nucleotide messenger RNA. It is a transcript of the gene JMJD4, whose product is annotated as jumonji domain containing 4. NCBI's taxonomy places the organism in Eukaryota, Metazoa, Chordata, Mammalia, Carnivora, Felidae. Bases 87 to 1367 code for a protein of 426 amino acids. Gene Ontology annotation, cellular component: nucleus; cytoplasm. Gene Ontology annotation, molecular function: sequence-specific DNA binding; histone H4R3 demethylase activity. The record is from RefSeq and is a predicted model, not a curated record. The transcript has 6 exons. Gene Ontology annotation, biological process: positive regulation of translational termination; negative regulation of gene expression; protein hydroxylation.
AGGCGAGAGUCCGGGCGUACGCCCCUCACCGGGCAGCGGCGGCCUUUGCGCCGCCCGCCCCGCGCGGACGCCCAGCCUGUGCCGGAAUGGACAGAGAGACGCGCGUCUACGCCGAAAAUCAUUUCCGAGGCCUGCAGGGGCGGCCCCCAGGCGGCGCCUGCCCGCCCCCCGGCUGCGUGGACUUCAUCGAGAAUCCGGACUCGUUUUCCUACGCCGACUUCUUCAAGGGCUACCUGCUUCCCAACAUGCCGUGCGUCUUCUCCAGCUCCUUCACCGCCGGCUGGGGCAGCCGCAGGCACUGGGUGACGUCCAGCGGGAAGCCCAACUUCGAGCACCUGCUUCGGAAGUACGGAGACGUCGUCGUGCCUGUUGCCAACUGCGGGGUCCAGGAGUACAAUUCGAACCCCAAAGAACACAUGCCGCUCAGAGACUACAUCAGCUACUGGCAAGAGUACAUCCAGGGGGGCUAUUUCUCUCCUCGGGGCUGCCUCUAUCUCAAAGACUGGCACCUGUGCAGGGACUCAUCGUCGGAGGACGUCUUCACCUUGCCUGUGUACUUCUCAUCCGACUGGCUGAACGAGUACUGGGACUCUCUGGAUGUGGACGAUUACCGCUUCGUCUACAUGGGGCCCACUGGCACCUGGUCACCGUUUCACGCCGACAUCUUCCGCUCCUUCAGCUGGUCUGUCAACAUUUGUGGGAGGAAAAAGUGGUUCUUCUUUCCUCCAGGGCAGGAAGAAGCCCUGCGGGAUUGCCAUGGUGGCCUGCCCUACGAUGUGACCUCCCCUGCACUCCUUGACCGCCGUCUGUAUCCCACUCGUGAGCACUGCAGCCCCCCGCUGGAGGUCACGCAGGAGGCGGGCGAGAUGGUGUUUGUGCCCAGUGGCUGGCACCACCAAGUCCACAACCUGGAGGACACCAUCUCCAUCAACCACAACUGGGUCAAUGGCUGUAACCUGGCCAACAUGUGGCACUUCCUGCAGCAAGAGCUCUGUGCCGUGCAGCAGGAGGUCAGUGAGUGGAGGGACACCAUGCCUGACUGGCACCAUCACUGCCAGGUCAUCAUGAGGGCUUGCUCUGGGAUCAAUUUUGAAGAAUUUUACCGCUUCCUCAAGAUCAUCGCUGAGAGGAGGCUUCUCCUGCUGGCGAAGGGAAUGGGCCCUGAUGAAGUGGAGGGUGAGGGUGGCGAGGGCACCGUGCUGGGCCCCCAGCAGGCUGCUUUCGACAUCGGCCGGAUUGCCGAGGUGCUGGCGUCCGUGGUGGCCCACCCAGACUUCCAGAAAGCGGACACUAGCAUGUUCUCGCCGCAGCCUGAGGAGCUUCUGAGGCAGCUAGAGGAGGUCGUGGUCACCACCACGACUCUUUAAUGCAUGCUGCGUGGAUCAGGUACCCCAUGACGUGACAGGAUUGUGGGGUACCAGCAUGGAGGGUAGGUGGUCUCCUCUGGUGUGCCUUCCGGAAAUAAAGCUCCACGCUUCUAUGUAGCCUGGGACACAUCA